This is a messenger RNA of Eucalyptus grandis, 1172 nucleotides long. RefSeq names its product ethylene-responsive transcription factor 2. Gene Ontology annotation, biological process: ethylene-activated signaling pathway; regulation of DNA-templated transcription. The transcript has a single exon. The record is from RefSeq and is a predicted model, not a curated record. Bases 150 to 989 code for a protein of 279 amino acids. NCBI's taxonomy places the organism in Eukaryota, Viridiplantae, Streptophyta, Magnoliopsida, Myrtales, Myrtaceae. Gene Ontology annotation, molecular function: DNA-binding transcription factor activity; DNA binding.
UUGCAAACUUACAACGCCCUCUCUCUCUCUCUCUCUCUCUCUCUCUCUUUCUCUUUCUCAAGAUAUUAAGUGAGUUGGCCUAAGAUAUUGACGUACCCAAGAUUGGAUUUUUUAGCAUUUCUAGCAUCGAGAAAUCCUGGGUUAGAAAGAUGUAUGCACAGAGUUUCCAGGAGUCCGACCUGGCGCUUCUUGAAUCCAUCAGCAGGCACUUGUUGCUCGACGACUCGGAGAGCCGGCUCCUCUCGAGUUGUCCGAACGGAGCUCAGUCGUGGACCGCGGGCCUCGGCGGUGACCCGUGCCCGUAUGUGGCCGAGAACUACUGGGGAGGGCUCCCUCUCAGGGAAGACGACCCGGACGACGUGGUCCUUUACAGGCUCCUGAACGAGCCUGCCUCCUUCGGCUGGGCCCCGCCGGGCUCGCAGGAGGCCCGCCUGCCCGGCUUCGCGGCUCAGGUUUCCGUGAAGCCAGAGCCAGAGUCCUUCCCGACUUGGUCGCCGGAGUGCGUCGCGACUCGGCCGCCGCCUGUGGCGGUCCCGGCGACGGGGAGGCACUACAGAGGAGUGAGGCGGCGGCCGUGGGGGAAGUUCGCGGCGGAGAUCCGCGACCCGGCGAAGAACGGGGCCCGGGUGUGGCUCGGGACUUACGAGACCGCGGAGGAUGCGGCGCUGGCCUACGACCGAGCUGCCUACAGAAUGCGCGGCUCGCGGGCCUUGCUCAAUUUCCCGCUCCGGAUCAAUUCGGGCGAGCCCGAGCCGGUCAGGGUGACGGUGAAGAGAUCGUCGCCGAAACGGCCAUCGCCGGAGUCGUCGGCUUCGUCAUCGUCAUCGCUGGACAACGACGCUGGGAAGAGGAGGAAGAAGGCGGCGGGCCCGUCGGUGGCUCCCGCGGCGGCACGCGUGGCCACGCCAGAGAAUGAGACGAAGGGAUUCCAAGUUGGACGACAAGUGGGAACGUCCACAAAUGGCGAACAGCUGUUGGUUAGCUUAUGAUUUACAUCUUUCCCUGUAACGCAACGUGGGUCAGGACAGAGAGGGAACCUUUGUGAAAAUUCUUUUGUUUUUUUUCUUUUUUGUUUCUUUUCGGGUUGUGUUUUUUUUUGCUGUGGAUUGUUUUGAGACAAUGGGAAGCGAAAUAAGACACAAGCAAAGACGGAAAGGGGCUUUUCCUGGGAA